Messenger RNA from Striga hermonthica, 1068 nucleotides. The record is from the annotation of a GenBank genome assembly. NCBI's taxonomy places the organism in Eukaryota, Viridiplantae, Streptophyta, Magnoliopsida, Lamiales, Orobanchaceae.
AUGUACGAAUUAAUGGCUUCGAGACGCUUGCAGAGCAAAUGCGCUUCUUUGAACUGGUUCAGGUCGUUCAGUGCUUCAAGGUUUGCUCAUUCACUAGCCUUUGCCACAGUGAAAGCCGAAGAAAUAUCAGGCGCUCAGUCAGCUGAAGGUAAUUGGACAAAAUCUCUUCAUUGGAACAAUAUUCCUGAUCCUUUAAAUGGCGCACUGUUUAUUAAGGUUUCUGAAGUUGAUGAGAAGGAAAUAAAGCCUUUUGUCGACAGCUUGUCCAUUUGUCCCAAACACGGUCUGCACAAUCCAUUCAAAGCACCUGAGAGGUACAUGAUGCUUGGAGACGUUACCACAAAAGCAGCUCAUAAACUAUCAUUGCCUGAGGUCUCUGAAUUGUUUGCCAAGUUGAUACAAAGGGUGUCUCCGAAGAGUUACCAACAAGCUUUAGCUGAAGUUUAUGUCACACAGAAGUUUCUGGAAAAAUUUUGUGGCGAUCAGGUUCGUUUUCUGGCUAGGUCAUUUGGUGUUCCAGGAACUUCCCGAACGACCAGACCUUACGCGGCCACCCGUCCUCGCUGUCAUGUUGGCUGCUUGAUUGGAGUGAAGAGUUCCACAACAAGUUGCAGAACCAAAUUGGGGAUGGCUAACAUAAAAUUCAAUGGUUCCUGCGACCAGGGAUUUUCCGAAAACAUAAGGGAAAAAUAUGUUGGGGCUUAUAAGGCAAAGACCAGCCUGCAAAGGCUAUCGUGCUUUGGUAAUAUGGCGGUUUCUAAGUUUUAUAGUUUGGAACAAGGAAUUCGGUCGAUUGCGUUAAGGACCUUUUCUUCCUCUGCAAAGGAGACGACGCUGCGUGAUGCUUUAAAUUCAACACUUGACGAAGAAAUGUCUGCUGAUCCCAAAGUUUUUCUAAUGGGGGAAGAGGUCGGUGAGUAUCAGGGUGCUUACAAGAUCUCCAAAGGGCUGCUGAACAAAUAUGGUCCUGAGAGGGCUGGAUUUGCUGGAAUUGGAGUUGGUGCUGCUUAUUAUGGAUUGAAACCUGUGGUAGAGUUUAUGACUUUUAACUUCUCCAUGCAGGUUUGA